Vicia faba (fava bean) is the source of this 468-nucleotide messenger RNA. Lineage: Eukaryota; Viridiplantae; Streptophyta; Magnoliopsida; Fabales; Fabaceae. The record is from the annotation of a GenBank genome assembly.
AUGCCGAGCCAGCAGGACUCAGUGAGUCAACUCGCUGAGAACAUGUUCUCCCACGAAACCAAUAACAACAACAUCAUCAUGCUUGCAGCCAUUAUUUCUCUCCUUCUCAUAAUCCUCUUCGUCCUCCUUCUACAUGUCUACACCAAAUGCUUCCUAACUCACUCCAACUCACUGUCAAUUCCCCGCCACCGGCAACCUCCGGCGAAUGUAAACCUCUCCUUUACUCUAUCAAACAACAUCCUCACUAACAUCUCCAACAUUAAACCACCACCAGCAACUCCUUACCACCUUCUGCAACCUCCUUCCGUUAGCGUUACUCCCUCUACCUCCACCCUUAAUACUCAUUGUUUCUCUCCCUUUGUACACCCAUUGACACCCAACCUUCAUCGAUCCAUAACCCCUUCAUCUUCACCAUUCAAUUAUCGUCACCUCCCUCCAAACAGCUUCCACGACCCACCCUCUCUGUGA